Molecule: messenger RNA, 2736 nt
Organism: Zea mays
Lineage: Eukaryota; Viridiplantae; Streptophyta; Magnoliopsida; Poales; Poaceae
Product: ethylene receptor 4
Exons: 2
Coding region: 192-2603 (803 amino acids)
Biological process (GO): phosphorelay signal transduction system; response to ethylene
Cellular component (GO): endoplasmic reticulum; endoplasmic reticulum membrane
Molecular function (GO): ethylene receptor activity; ethylene binding; protein kinase activity
Source: RefSeq, a predicted model, not a curated record
GCCACAACGUACGCUGCAUGGAUGGAACGUACGUUGCGCUGCAUCCUGCAUUCAGAAGGCCACGGCACACCUGUCUUCCUCGCAGGGCCUCUCGCAGUCUCUCUGUCUUAUCGCAAAUGCAAUAUAGCUAUAGACUGAAACAUGCAUGUAGGUAAAGGAAUGAGCUAGUGCUUGGGCCGUGGUGAAAAAUAAUGGCGUCGGCGGGAGGAGAAGGUGCAGUUUUGGUACCCCUGGCGCGGCGCUGCGGCGGGUGCGACGGCCGUGAGGAAGCCGUGGUGGAGGCGAUGCUGCAGUGGCAGAAGGUGAGCGACCUGCUCAUCGCGGCGUCGCUGCUGUCCAUCCCGCUGGAGCUGCUCUACUUCGCCACGUGCGCCGCCCUGGCGCCUCUCCGGCGGGUGCUCCUCCAGCUGGGCACCUUCAUUGUCAUGUGCGGCGUGACCCACCUGCUGAACGUCCUCGCCUACGACCACCCGGGCUCCCACCGCAUCCUCGUCGCCCUCACCACCGCCAAGAUUCUGGGCGCGCUCGCCACCUCCGCCGCCGCCGUCUCCCUCCCGGUCCUGUUCCCGCGCCUGCUCCGCCUCAAGGUCCGCGAAUCGUUCCUCCGCACCAAGGCGCGCCAGCUUGACCGCGACCUCGCCACCGUCAGGCACCGCGAGGAGACCGUCUGGCGCGUCGUCCGCGCGGUCACGCACCACAUCCGCGACUCCAUCGACGCGCGCACCAUCCUGCGCACCACCAUGCUCCAGCUUGCCGCCGCCCUCGGCCUCAGCAACUGCGCCAUCUGGAUGCCCCAGCCCGGCGGGAGCGACCGCGGCGUGCUCCAGCUCAUGGACCAGCUGCUGCCAGACCGAGACGACGAAGGCGACAAGGUGCUUCAUCACAGCGGCGGCACACGCGCCAUCUCCGUUCGUGACCCUGACGUGGCCGCCGUAUUGGCCAGCAAGGACGCCAAGGUGCUUAGCCGGCCAGGCUCGGCGCUCAAGGCGGCGAGCUGCCGGAGCGUGCCGCUGGCAGGAGCCGCGGCCGCCAUACGGAUUCCAAAUUUCCACGGAGAAGUGGGCAGCAGGAACACAUCAGAGCCGUUGAGCUACGCCAUCCUAGUCCUGGUUCUUCGGGCUCAUGAAGAUCAACACAGGGCACCUACAGGCUGGAGCAACCUGGACCUGGAGAUUGUCCAGGCCGUCGCCGACCAGGUCACCGUCGCGCUGUCCCACGCGGCAGCCCUGGAGGAGUCACAGCUGAUCCGGCACAGGCUGGCGGAGCAGCACGGGGCACUGCUGCGCGCAAGGAGCGAGCUCGCGGCUGCGACCAAGGCGAGGAACAACGCUCACAGCGCGAUGCGAAGCGCCAUGGGCAGGCCGAUGCACUCCGUCGUCGGCCUGAUAUCCGUGAUGCAGCAGGAGGCCGCCGCGAUGCGCCCGGAGCAGAGGCUCAUCGUCGACGCCAUCGCUAGGACAAACGCUGUGUCCUCCACUCUCAUGGACGACGUCAUGGAGACGCUGCAGAGGAUGGUGGACAUCCGUGACCCGCCGCUGUCGACUCCUACUCCUACCCUGGUGUCAAGGCGGCCGUUCGAGCUCCGCUCGCUGAUCAGGGACGCGGCCUUCGUCGCCCGAUGCUUGUCCGGCUGCCAGGAGCUCGGCUUCUCGCACCAGCUGCAGGCCAAUUCCCUGCCCGAAUGGGUUGUCGGCGACGACAAGAGAGUCUUCCAUCUCGUGCUGCACAUGGUGGGCGCUCAGCUGAGCCGAUGCCAUGGCCAGCAUGUCACAGCAGCAGGCCGUACCCUCUCGUUUUCUGUCUGCAGCUGCAACAGCAUCGCCAGUGAGCACCAGGACUGGAUCCCGUCGCCACUGCGACCCGUCAGCUUCACCAGUGGCAACCAAGUAUUUGUCAGGAUCCAGAUUGGGCUGACGAAGAGCGGUCCUGGGAGCUCGCCGGCAUCGCGCCCACCCCAGUGUGGCCUCUCCUCCGAUUCCGGCGGUGCCAACAUGCGGCUAACCUUCGCUAUGUGCAAAAAGAUUGUGGAGAUGAUGAAUGAUGACAUGUGGUGGGCAUCAGAGUCGGAAGGCCAGGGAGAAACCAUGACGUGCAUCCUUCGGUUCCAACAGCAGCAGCCACCGAAUCCGCACGUGCCUGGAUCAGGCACGUACCGGAUUGGAGCCUCGUCUGCGACGGCGGCGCCUCACCUUCACUUCAACGGCCUAAGAAUCCUGCUUGCCGACAGCGACGCCAUGAGCAUGGAGGUCACCCGGAAGCUCAUCGAGCGGCUAGGCUGCCAAGUCCUGCCAGUGUCGUCGGGCGCCGACUGCCUCAGUUUGCUGCGAGGCGCUGAGCCGUCGUUCGAACUCGUGGUUCUUGAUCUCGAUGGGCAUGGCGGAGCCGGCACGGCAGGCGCCAUGGAUGGGCUCGAGGUAGCCCUCAGGAUACGGGAGCUCAGUAACACCUGCUGGCUGCUGGUCCUCGUCGCCGUGGAAGCCAGCGGCGUCGAUGACACCGUGCGUGAUAUGUGCCGGCGAGCGGGAGUGGACGGGCUCAUCCACAAGCCCAUCACGCUGCCGGCGCUCGGAGCUCAGCUCCAGAGAGUCCUUCAGAACAACUGAUCCAACCUCCAAGGAACCUGUGUGUCGAUUUGCAGCCUUCACAUUACGCCACGUCAUGAUGUAGCUGUGUAGAGACUCAUGUUGAGCCUUCUCUCAAUCGCAAGUUAUGUUGAAGCUGCUAAUUAUUUUUGGA